AUGCCACUCAAUGAUUCAGAGUGUGUAGCUUCUGGUACAAGAAUCAAACACGAGCUUCGAGAUGAAGAAAUAUCUAAACAUUUGUUUGCAAAGGAUGUUACUCAUUCAACACCUACAAAAAGUACAUACUGCACUUCAGCUGGAUCAGAUGAAAAAUGCAAAUACAAAGAAGCUGAUAUUGCAGGAACAAACUUAGAUGAAGAAGAAGUAGUUGAUGCUAGUUAUUGCAAAGGUGGCAUUAUACUACUGGAUACAAUUCAGUGCAGCCAGCUGAAUUUAGAGAAUAGCGAGCCCCUUAAAGGAAGCACGACUGCAGAUUUUUUUAACUCGAUAGCCAUAGGCCCAGAGGAAAAUACAAAUUUCCAGGAGGUACAACAUUCAAAAACAUCAGUUAAUGAGGCCCUUCCAUGCAAAGAAGAGAUUGAACCAAGUGAUAAUCUGUUUCAAAACAACAAUUUAAAAGAAAACAUAAACCACAAAGGCACUGCUCAAAAUUUAGCAGAGAAUUUUGGACAAAGUGCAACUAUUCCAAAGAAGGCUGUCAGGACAAAAUAUGCCAUUUUUAUAAAGGAAAACAUGGCUCAGAAAGAUAAGAUUGACUUAAAAAGUACUUCUGCCAUACAUGUCACAGCAGCAAAACAAUCACCAGCCAAAGCACAGCAUUGUUUGAAAGUGACCCCUGUUAAAAUGAAAAGUGCUAGUAAGACCCUGUCUUACAAAGGCAACCAAAGCCUCAACAUUUUAAUGUCAAAAGAACCAGAACAGAAAAAGAAAAUAAGCAAGGUUAACUGUGUUAAUCCAAGGAAUAUCUCCACUCCAGAAAGAAUCAAUAAAUGUAGUGCCAAAUCAUUACAGUGCCUCUCCAUUCCAACACAAAAUUGGCUGAGGAAAAGUACAUUUAUGCCCUCCACUGCUCAGCUACUAAAAUAUAAAGAAGGUCCUAGCCUCCCUUUGCUCAAAGAUCCUGAUCUACACCAAGUUCCAUCAAAAGUGAAAACACAAGGGCAAGGUGGAAUUAAAUGUCUCUUGAGAAAUGGAUCACUUUCUAAUGGACAAAAUCUUCCAAAUAUCAACAGAAUUUCAAACAGCCUUAAUAAGUCACCAGUUCUGCAGGUUUCAAGAUCACAUUUCACAGAUGAUUUCUCAGCAUUAAAGUAUAGUGAUAUGUUUCAGGAAAUAAAUCCAACCGAGAAAGGCCCAGGCAUUUAUGAAAUGUUUGGCACUCCAGUGUAUUGCAUUACGCGAAAGUCCACAAAUCGUGAAAGUAAUCAUAAAGUUAUUCAUUCUAUGCCACCUAGAAGGCAAUCAAUAUGCAAGAAGUCCAAAUCAAACCGAGUAACUACAAGAAAUACUGCCAAGAUUUCAAAGAGUAAUCUGAACUCUAAACAUAAGAAAAGUCCCAGAAAUGUUAAAAAAGAGAAUGUAGAUGAGAACGCAGGAGAGAAAAACACUCCUUUAUUCAGUGAUGAAGGACCAGAAAAUGUGAUUAUUUCUGGCCACAAUUGCCACAUAAAAACCUACAGGAAAGAGGCAUUAUCCCAUGAAUUAAUUAACCAAGAGAAAACUGGCACUCUCUCAGAUGGCGCAAACUCCCUUCAUUCAUUAUCAAAUAAUAAAGCUGAGCUAGAUAACCAGUAUUUGUCAACCAUUACAGAAAUCUCACUUAAGCAAACUUCAAUCAAAUCUAACAUUUCAGAAGAUUUAUAUAAGGAAUCAAAUACUUCUGUUAAUGGAGAUGAUCCAGGACACGAUGCAACUGAUCAGUCCAUGUCUUAUUCUUUGGGAGCAUGCAAGGAUGCAGAUCGUCUUGCUACUGAUUUAUUUGAGUUACAACAGCAACUGAACAUCACACUUAACGAUGUAGAAGAUUUGGGCAAAGGAAGUCAAAUUGUAGAAUGCCGUGGGCCUACAGAUGCACGAGAGCCUACAACUGCUUCGACUAAUCAGGUUAUCUGGGAUGUUACAGAGGAUGAAACAGAAUCUAUUGCUUUACGUACUGAAGACCAAGACAACACCAUAUCUUCUACAGUAAAAGAUGCUUCAAACCCAGAUUUCAAUCGUACCAGUUUUCCAGUUCAACGAAUGAUCAACACGUGGACUACAGAAGAGAUUUGCCCUCCACAUUGUCCCGACUAUUACAGUCAAGGCAGUCUUACAGACGAGUUGCUUAGUUGUCUGGCAUCAGCAUUAUUGUUAGAAGAAAAAAACACUUGUACUGACACAACAGAAGUGACCAAACAAUUUAUACAAAAGGAAGAUGAUAGUAAGAACGGCUUAUUUCAAAAUGGAUAUGGAAAACUAAAUGAGAAUAGCCUUCAGAGUGCAGAAUAUACAGUUACAAAACUAUGCAAGACUUCUAGCAGAUCAAACAGCUCACUUGGCCACUCUAUGAAAUCUGAAUGUAGCUCCAGUUGUGAGGAUGCCAUUAUAUGGACCAAAGGAAAUGUGCUUGGCAAAGGGGCCUAUGGCACAGUGUACUGUGGUCUAACCAGUCAAGGGAAAUUAAUCGCUGUUAAACAGGUUUCUUUGGAUGCAACAAAUCAUAUUGCAGCAGAAAAAGAGUAUCAGAAAUUAGAAGAAGAAAUUGAGUUACUGAAAAACCUAAAACAUGUCAACAUUGUGAGUUUUCUCGGUACAAACCUAGAAGCAAACGUUGUUAGCAUUUUCAUGGAGUUUGUUCCUGGUGGUUCCAUUGCUGGUAUCAUUAGUCGAUUUGGGCCAUUACCAGAACCUGUUUUUUGUACAUAUACUAAACAAAUUUUAAAGGGAGUGAACUAUUUACAUGAUAACAGGGUGAUUCACAGAGAUAUAAAAGGAAAUAAUGUCAUGCUUAUGCCUAAUGGUGUGAUAAAACUUAUUGAUUUUGGAUGUGCCAAACGCAUGACUUACGUGAACAUGAGUGAUACACACAGUGAAAUGUUAAUAUCAAUGCAUGGAACUCCUUAUUGGAUGGCACCUGAAGUGAUCAAUGAGACUGGACAUGGGAGGAAAUCUGACAUUUGGAGUAUAGGCUGUACAGUGUUUGAAAUGGCAUCAGGGAAACCACCUUUGGCUCAUAUGGACAAAAUGGCAGCCAUGUUUUACAUUGGAGCAUAUAGAGGUCAGAUGCCGAACCUGCCUGAGGAGUUCUCUGAGAAUGCAAGAGACUUUGUACAGGUUUGUCUAACAAGGCAAGUAUAUUUUUAA
Molecule: messenger RNA, 3186 nt
Organism: Rhincodon typus (whale shark)
Lineage: Eukaryota; Metazoa; Chordata; Chondrichthyes; Orectolobiformes; Rhincodontidae
Gene: map3k19
Product: mitogen-activated protein kinase kinase kinase 19
Exons: 3
Coding region: 1-3186 (1061 amino acids)
Biological process (GO): protein phosphorylation
Molecular function (GO): ATP binding; protein kinase activity
Source: RefSeq, a predicted model, not a curated record